Spinacia oleracea (spinach) is the source of this 969-nucleotide messenger RNA. Its product is annotated as cysteine-rich repeat secretory protein 38-like. NCBI's taxonomy places the organism in Eukaryota, Viridiplantae, Streptophyta, Magnoliopsida, Caryophyllales, Amaranthaceae. The record is from RefSeq and is a predicted model, not a curated record. Bases 57 to 791 code for a protein of 244 amino acids. The transcript has a single exon.
CAUGACCUCUAUAUAAACAUAAUAUUAAUCGUUAGUUUAAAACCAUUAAAUUCAAUAUGUCUUACAUUCAUAAAACUUCCUUGAUCAUUUUAAUUAUCCUUGUCCAAACAAGGCUUAAAGUUUCAGCAGUAGACGACCCAUUGUACCAAUUGUGUUCCUCUAGCGCCGGAAGCUUCUCUCCCAAUUCCGUUUACGUAAAAACACUAAACACACUCUUAGGCUCUCUACAGACCGGUAUUGUUACUCCUUCGGGAUUUUCACGCGCCGCCAUUCACAAAAAACUCUUUGGAAUCGCUCUCUGUCGAGGAGACGUUAACUCCACCGAGUGUAACACAUGUGUUGUUGAUGCUAGUGCUGAAAUUCGAAAGCGUUGCCCUUACAACAAAGGGGCAAUUAUAUGGUAUGACAAUUGUUUCUUAAAGUAUUUGGACCAUAAUUUCUUUGGUCAAAUUGAUAUUCAAAAUAAAUUUGAAUUAGUCAACGUAGCAAAUAUAAGCAAUAAUCCUACAUUGUUUAACCAAAAGGUUAAGGGAUUAUUAAGCAACUUAGCUGACCAGGGAUCUAGAUCUAGGGUACUUUACGCCGCCGGUGAAACGAAGCUCGAUACGUUCACAAACUUAUAUGGAUUAGCUCAAUGUACUCAAGAUUUGUCGAGUAAAGAUUGCAAGAUUUGCUUGGAUGAAGCCAUAAGUGAGCUACCGAGUUGUUGUGAUGGAAGACAAGGUGGUAGAGUUGUUGGUGGGAGUUGUAAUGUCAGAUAUGAGGUUUACCCUUUUCUUAACUCUUCUUAGAAAUUAAGGAUUUCAAACUAUCAACUAUAUCUUUGUCAAAGAGUUGACUAGCUAGAUUAUCAAUUCAUCUUUGGGAUAGAUAUUAUGUACGGAGUACUACGUAUGUUUUUAAUUAAACAAGUACUACUUUCAUGUAUCCUCUUCCUUUUGAUAUAUGGUUGCACUCCUUCUUUUCACA